Messenger RNA from Ogataea parapolymorpha DL-1, 1923 nucleotides. Its product is annotated as Cutinase transcription factor 1 alpha. Gene Ontology annotation, molecular function: zinc ion binding; DNA binding. Lineage: Eukaryota; Fungi; Ascomycota; Pichiomycetes; Pichiales; Pichiaceae. The record is from RefSeq and is a predicted model, not a curated record. The transcript has a single exon. Gene Ontology annotation, biological process: DNA-templated transcription. Bases 1 to 1923 code for a protein of 640 amino acids.
AUGCCAGAGAUACCCAAGUUCAUCGGGAAGGACCCGCGAACCGAGCUUCCUGAGCUGUAUGCACGAAGACUCGACCCGAACAGAAUGUUGCAACGGGACAUUACGUCGUCUGCUAUUGAUGAGUACUACGGGCCUUCGACGUUCCUGCACAUGGCGUUGAAAGAGUACAUGGACGAGAAGAAGAGAACGGAAUAUCUACAAUUGUUCCACCUAAAUAAGGUGGAAUAUAAUUAUUUGGACGGUCUGGGGUGCUUCCAUAUACCGGACGAGCAAUUGUUCGAGAGUUACAUUGAUAGCUAUUUCCAGGUCCUCCAUCCCCAGCUACCAGUUAUAAAUAAGCAGCAGUUUUUGGAAGAUUAUCUGACGCUGAAAAAUCCACAGAGCUUACUCCUGCUGCAGUCUGUGCUGUUUGCAGGCUCCCGAGUCUAUGGCGACCCCAAUUGGACAGACGAGGAACGGGCUCACCAGGAGAAAAUAAGCAUGCUUCUCAACCGCCGUGCCAAAGCGCUUUUUGAGCACCACGUGGAGACAGAGCCAAUUCCGUUGCUUCAAUCGAUGAUAGUUUUUGGAAAUUACUGGGAUUCCCAUGUCGGGAACACGAAAAAUGGCAUUUUCCUCAAUACCAUCAAGCUGGCAGCAUCAACGGCCUUGUGCAUUGGACUUAAUAGAAAUUUCGACCAGCGGCCAGAGCUGUCUAUCAUGGAGAAAAACCUUUACAAGCGAAUAUGGUGGGCCAUUUUCAUCAGAGACACUUACAGCUCUUUCACCUUUGCCAGACCGUUUUCGAUUGAUCUUUCCGAGUGCGAGGUUCCUUGGCCGACGAGAGAGACUCUUGUGGACAGCAAAGAAGGCUCUUUUGGCUACGAGUUUGAUACAAGCGAUCUGGAUAAGGACUUUUUCCUGCACAAAUUGGCUCUCGCCAAAGUGACGAGAAAUAUUAUGGACAACCAGAAUUUAAUUUCGAAAAUCACGGAAAAAGGCGCUUCCACAUACUCUCUGCUCAAAGAGUGUGACAUGCUGCUCUACGAAUGGAUCCAGAAACUGCCCGACACGCUGAAACUGGAUGUGCGCGACAAAAACAGCCCUCCUAAUUUCUACGCUGCUUGUCUCGCACUAGAGUACCAUACGGUGCUGCUUUUCAUUCACCGCAGCAACAUUGUGAGCAGCUCGCGGCCAGAAAGAGCCUCAGAGAACCUGGACACGCUCCCGUCGUGGAGCGUCUCGUUCAAAGCAGCGUAUACGGUUAUGCUGAUUGGUGAGUAUCUCACAAAACACCAGCUUCUGGAGAAGUACAACGGCAUGAUAAUCUACAGUAUGUGGAGCGCAGGCACCAUGAUGGUGUAUCACCUGUACAACAAGGACCCGAAGAUCUCGGAGAUUGCGCAUCGGUCGAUUCUUGCGUGCAUUAAUGUUCUUGCAGAGACGAAGAAAAAGUGGCCUAUGGCCGAUUUCGUGAUGUUCAGUCUCAAAAUGUUUUUGACGGACAAGUCAAGACGGCAGAUGCUGAUUCGAGGCAUACUGAAUACCGUGAAUAAGGAAGUCAACUUAGAACGGCGGACGUUAUACACGAGUGUCAUUUUGGAUGAGUCACUGAGACGAUUUGAGCCGGACGAGAGAAGGUGCUACGGUACACCGCUCGUCAGCGCAGAGAGGGGCACGCUUAGAGAGCCGUCGACUGUACCUCCUAUUACAGAGAGCCCUUCUAGACGGAAACCUGCUUUACUAAACGAGGGCACUCAAGGCAUGUCUCCAGGAGUUCUGGAGCCGUCUCUCACAGAACUAAUAGACGAAAACUGGCUGCCAUCGUUCGACGUAUCCGGGUUUCCUGACGUUACAGGGGCCACGACUCCAGAUAAUAUGGCUAUGUCGAACCUCGUGGGUGAUCUGUUUGGCGUUUUCGGUGGCAGCGAAUAUGGUUUCUAA